This is a messenger RNA of Andrographis paniculata, 2571 nucleotides long. Its product is annotated as probable hexosyltransferase MUCI70. The coding region runs from base 672 to 2351 and encodes 559 amino acids. The transcript is spliced from 9 exons. NCBI's taxonomy places the organism in Eukaryota, Viridiplantae, Streptophyta, Magnoliopsida, Lamiales, Acanthaceae. The record is from RefSeq and is a predicted model, not a curated record.
GGACAAUAGAACUUCUUCGCCAUAGCCCCCAUCAUCUCAUAUUCAUACAUAUAGAGAUAAAAGAAAAAGCUUUUUUCAUCGAAAUAGAUACAUUCCCCAAUUAAAGUCGCUUCGUGCAUCCUGAUCUGUACAGAUUUGUAGAAAACCCUAGAAAAUUUUAAUCUCCGCCAAUCACACCUCGAUUGCAGCCUGGAUUUCUCUUACAUCACUUAUUGAUUUUCAUUCUUCUGUCUCAACACCCUCUGCUCUUAUCUCGUGCAUUCUGAAAUCACUGGAUUGGACUUCGAGUUGAAUGCCGAGUGUUAAUUCCUGUCUGGAUUUGCAGAACGACAUCGGCUGAUUGGGGGUGGAGAGUAUUUUUAUUUUACUUCAGCUUAAGUUGUCUCCACGAUUGAUUCCUGAUUCGAUUCGAUUCUGUAUGUUUUUUUUUGUUUGCUCUGUUGUUUGUAAAGAUCUUCCGGACAUUUUCGGAGGAAUCGAACUCAUGUUAGAGUUCUAACAUCUUAUUAAUGCAGUAGUUUCUGUUUGAUUGAUUACCUGCUGGUUUCUAUACUGUUUUUUAUGAUCUUGUUUGUUUGGGAAUUGGAAUUGAAUGGGAAUAAUUAUUGAGGUGUGGGUGAAAAAGGGGAGAUGAGAUCGAGAGGUGCGAUUUCACGAUUUAGGGUUCAGCAAUGACUACAGGGUCAUUAGGUCUUCGAUCCUCCGGCAGCUAUGGAUCAUUACAGCAGCAGUUUCAGAACGGCGGCGCAUUGCCGCCGAAUCAGGGCACGCCGCCGCGGAAGCCUGGGAAGAUGCUAAAGGAUAAGGACAAACUUUUGUUCCCCUGGAUCUGCAAAUCAGCUCCGAGGAACAAGGUCGGAAUGCUGCUCUUGUGCCUCGUCUCCGCGGCCGUUUUCGGAUGGGUUUUGUACGUUGGCAAAGGGGAAGAUGCUCAGGACACCAUCGAUCGAAGUAUAAGUAUCGAAACCCGGCCGUUGGCGAUAUCCUACUUGUCCGAAGGCUUGAAUUUGACGGCUCCACCGGCUGCGCUUUUUACCGGAUACACGCUUCCUCCGGGGAAUCCUUGCGAUGGUUUUACAUUGCCUCCACCGCCAGCCGAUAAGAAAAGGACAGGCCCUCGCCCGUGUCCGGUUUGCUACCUUCCUUUGGAUGAUGCUAUUGCUCGUAUACCGAAUGCGCCUUCAUUCUCACCGGUAAUUCAAAACUUGACGUAUGUUUAUGAGGAGAGUUUGUCUAAGUCUGAAUUUGGGGGUUCAGAGUUCGGCGGAUAUCCUUCGUUGUUGCAGAGGAACGAGUCGUAUGAUAUCCGUGAAUCAAUGACUGUGCACUGCGGGUUUGUCCGAGGAGCGAAGCCGGGUCGUAAGACAGGUUUUGACAUCGACGAAUUUGAUCUUUCCGAGAUGGAGACUUGUCAUGGGGUGGUUGUGGCGUCGGCAAUCUUCGGCGCCUUCGAUGUAAUAAGACAACCGAAAAACUACAGCGAAUAUUCGAAAGCGAAAGUCUGCUUUCACAUGUUUGUCGACGAAGAAACCGCGGCUUUUCUGCAAAACUCGAGUGAGAUUGGGAACGAUAAGAAAGUCGGGCUGUGGAGAAUCGUCGUUGUUCGAAACUUACCUUAUUCUGAUCCGAGACGCAACGGGAAGAUUCCAAAACUUCUACUUCAUCGCCUUUUUCCCAAUGCUCGCUACUCAUUAUGGAUCGAUGCAAAACUUGAGCUGGUCGUGGAUCCGAUUCAAAUUCUUGAGAGGUUUUUGUGGAGGAAAAACGCGAGCUUUGCAAUAUCAAGACAUUAUAAGCGUUACGAUGUUUUUGAAGAAGCCGAGGCCAACAAGGCUGCGGGAAAGUACGACAAUUCUUCCAUAGAUUUUCAGAUUGAAUUUUACAAGAAGGAAGGCUUAACGCCGUAUUCUUUAGCGAAACUGCCUGUUACAAGCGAUGUUCCGGAAGGAUGUGUAAUAAUCCGGGAGCACAUUCCGAUCUCGAACCUCUUCACCUGUCUAUGGUUCAACGAAGUCGACCGGUUCACCUCCCGGGACCAGAUAAGUUUCUCCACCGUGCGUGACAAGAUCCGGUCGAAGACUAAUUACAGUGUCAACAUGUUCUUGGAUUGCGAACGGCGCAACUUUGUCGUCCAGGGCUACCACCGGGACUUGCUCGAGCAGUUGCCGCCGCCUCUGCCUACCGGCAGCGAUGCUGAUAUCCUUCCUCUGCCGCCGCCGCCGCCGCCAGCGGUGAUCUUAACAGGACAACACCGGCGCAACCCUGUCCCGCGGCGAGGCCGGGAGAGACGGCCGCGGCGGCACCGGAAAGUUAUUACCGGUUAUAGAGAUGGUAAUAAUAUUACCAAUUAAAAGGAUUUUAGUGAAAGGCAAAGGUUACAUUGUCGAAGCUGUUCCUUCCCUGUGUCUGAGGGGUUAGGAAACUUGCAGAGUGUUUAUAGUUAUAAAAUUUUACAUUAAAAUUAAUCCUUCGUUUUUGUUUUUAUUUUUGCUUACAGAUGUAUUAAUUUGUCUAUUUUUUAAAUGUACAUACGAGAUUAUAUGGUAAUUGUUGGAUUAUUUUUCAUUGUUA